Cinara cedri is the source of this 702-nucleotide messenger RNA. The record is from the annotation of a GenBank genome assembly. Lineage: Eukaryota; Metazoa; Arthropoda; Insecta; Hemiptera; Aphididae.
AUGGUAGAAGUUUUUUUGAAUAAUACAACGGAAAAAAUAGAAGGUGAGUAUCAUCAAAGUAAAGAUGUAAAUGCACCAGUUGCAUUAGUUUUACAUCAUCAUCCACAAUAUGGUGGAAAUAUGACUCAUAAGAUGAUACACAACACAUAUACUUCUUUUAUUAAUAAUAACUUUUCUGCGUUGAAGAUUAAUUUUCGUGGUGUAGGAAAAUCAACAGGUACUUUUGAUAAAGGCAUAGGAGAAUUAAUUGACGCUGCAGUGGCAAUUGACUGGCUUCAGGAACAUAACUCUAGCAACGUUCCAAUCUGGAUAGCAGGUUUUUCUUUUGGAGCGUGGAUAGCUAUGCAAUUAACAAUGCGUCGUCCAGAAAUAGUGGGUUUUGUCGCUAUUUCUCCUCCAGCAACUACUUAUGAUUUUUCAUUUCUCUCGCCCUGUCCAGUUCCCGGUCUGAUAAUACAAGGUGAUAACGAUACUCUUUCAGAGGAAGAUGACAUAGCAUGUUUAGUUACAAGAGUAACAAACUCAGUAAAAAGUAAAUAUAUGCAAUAUUAUAUAGUAGGUGAUACUAAUCAUUUUUUACGAAAUAAAGAGGAAGAAGCAAUGCAAAUUAUAGAUGAUUAUAUUAAGUUACGUCUAAAUAAUACCUCUUAUCAAAAUAGUUAUAGUAAUGUAAUAUCUAAGAAAAUACAGGAGUAUGCUUAA